AUGGUUUGUCAUAAUAUUUCCGUAUCUGAGGUUCGUCCUGGUGAUCAUUUGUAUCGAUGGCACCAUCUAAAAUUAUUACAAGGCAUCGCUGUUCAACUUGAUGAUGAUGUGUCAGAAAUAUUCGUUGUUGUGUUAGACAAAUUAAAUAAUUUUGAUUUGGUAACAUUAAAUGAUUUUAAGGGAAAAGGAGUACUGAGACGAGUACUAUAUGAUCAAGGUGAUAGUCAUUUACAUCGAAUCAAAUUGCAUGGAACUAGUUAUAUUGAGAAGAGAAGACCAGCUAAAGAAAUUGUACAAAAUGCUCUUCUUCUAAUUCAUACAGCAGAUACAAAUCCUCAAUAUUUACAAAAAAUUUUUGUUAAAGAUUUUAAUGAUUUUGCUAAAUUAUGUUGUACAAUUAAUCAUGAUCGUUGGUGUAAUAUUCUACUAGGAGAUGACAGCAAUGUACUUUCAAUUAAAAAAUCAGAAGAAGAAGUUAAAUUUAUUGUAAUUAUGUCAGACGAUAAUAAUUAA
Messenger RNA from Rotaria sordida, 513 nucleotides. The record is from the annotation of a GenBank genome assembly. Lineage: Eukaryota; Metazoa; Rotifera; Eurotatoria; Philodinida; Philodinidae.